UCCUCUGACUAAAUUUUUUGAAAUAUAUUUCCAAUAUAAAAUUUCUUCUUCCACCUGUAUCUGGUGGAAGGAGCAAUAUAUCCAUUCCAUCCAAUAUGUGUUAUAAAAUUAUUUAAAUUUAAAAUUUUCAUAUUUUUAAUAAUAUUUUUGAUUAAAAAAAAAAUGAAAGGCACGGAGCGUUCUUGUCCCAAUCACAGACAACUGAGUAUAAAACAAUCAACAUUUCCUUUUUCUUUUGGAAAAACAAUAAAAAUUCCCCCAAAAAUCAAACCUCUAAAAUUUCCAGUUUCCCCCGAUGCAUGCUGCAAAAUAAAGUAUCGGGGAUGCUGCAUAUUUUAUGUUCAGCCGUAUAUCUCUUAGAAGAGCAAGGGGAAUAGUCACUGUUACCGGUGAUAUCGGUGAUGGUUACCUUGGUUUCGACCAAAAAAAUAUUCAUGCUGGGUUUUUAUUAUUGUUUUUUUGAAGCUUUUUAGGGUUUGUUUGAGGUUUUUUUUUUAAAUUUUGGAAGAUCAUUAUUUUCUUAUAUUGAGAAAUGGGAAGUAGAAAAGAAGAAGAAAGAAACGAAAAGAUAAUAAGAGGUCUCAUGAAGCUGCCUCCUAAUCGUCGUUGCAUUAACUGUAACGGCGUGGUAAUUUUUUUCAAGCUUUUCUUUUAAAUUUUAUUUUAUGAGGUGGUGAGGUGGGGUCGGGGGGAGGUUUCAUAGUUAAGGUGUGCUAGGGAUGCUGGCAAAGCCUGGGAAAAAUGAAAAAAAGAGAUGGGUUCUGAAAUUUGUUCUUUUUUGUUACUUAAAGUCUCUUGGAAGAGUUAGUUUUUAGUUGAUGAGUUAAGCAGAAUGGAUAGAGAUUUCUGGUUAUGUAAAUGGUUUUAGAAAUGUGUUUUUUUUUUUUUGGGGGGGGGGUUAAUUUUGUAAGAAAUGACUUUAGCUGAUUGUUGUGAGUCAAGUUCUGUUUGGAGUCUGGGAAAGUGUAAAAAAAAAAAGGAAAAAAAGAAAAAAAACGAAGGUGGAUUUGAGGUUAUAGAAAAUGUUUCUUAAAAUGAGUUUCUCGAAUUUCAUGAAUACAACGCAACUAUUAGUAAUGAAUGUCAAGAUGGGUCCUCAGUAUGUUUGCACAAACUUUUGGACUUUCGUUUGCAUGGCUUGCAGUGGGAUCCAUCGUGAGUUUACUCAUCGUGUAAAGUCUGUAUCAAUGUCAAAGUUCAUUUCACAAGAAGUUGAAGCUCUUCAGAGUGGUGGUAAUCAGCAUGCAAGAGAUAUAUAUCUCAAAGAUUGGGAUAUGCAGAAGCACAGGUUACCAGACAGCAGCAAUCCUAAUAAAAUCAGAGAGUUCAUAAAGAAUGUCUAUGUGGACAGAAAAUAUGCGGGAGGAAAAACAUCUGACAAGCCUCGAAGAGAUAUGCAGAGCCUUGGAAAUCAGGAAGAUAAUAGAAGGCGCCCAAGUUCUUAUCAUUCUUAUUCUGAAAGUCCACCUUAUGACUAUCAAUAUGAAGAUCGGCGUUAUGGAAAACAAGUUGCUGCCACGCUUUCUAGGAAGCCUGGUUCAGAUAGAGGCUUCUAUGUGAGGAAAGCUUCUAGUUUUAUAUAUAGUCCUGGCCACUCAAGUGAUCACAGUUUUGAGGACAGGUUUGCAAAUGAGGGUUCUGCUCCUAGAGUGUCAGACUACUCUGUAUCCAGUGGAGGUGAUACUUUCAAAUCUGGUACAGGGUCACCAAACUUUCAGAAGGAAGUUGUAUUUGGCAGCCCAAAUUCUCAACCUCAAACAGAUAUCUUAAGUGAAGAUGCACGACAUCAAACAAGUAAUUUAUUUGUGGACCCAAAUUCUAAGAAAGAUGCUGCAGGGAUUUCGCAUCCACAGAGAACUAAAUCCUUGGGAAGUUUUGGGUCAAUUGAUAAAAAUUCCAUGUCUGUCAAGUACUGUAACUCAGACAUUGGACUGGAUGUUUUCUCUGAGCCAGAACAAAAUGUUGGUUCCCAUCAUAAUAAAGCAUCUAGUUUUUCCCAAUCAUCUGUUCCUGUGAAUUAUGGUGGCCUGGAUCUCUUUAAUGCAUGCAACCCUUCUGCCUCUCCACCUAUAUAUUCGUUUCAGUUACCUGCAACCUCACCAGUUUCAUCCGAGAAUGUAUUUCAACAUGCGGCUUCUUUGAUGCAACAUGGGAAUUCAUAUCAACCUUCACCAUCUAUUCAAUCUGUAGACCUAUUUGCUGAGAUUUCUGAGCAGCCCCCAGCUGCAAAUUUUGGCGGAAAAUUGCCAGAGUCACCUGUACCUAAAAAUGAAGAAUGGCAAAUGUUUUAUAUUCCUCAGCAUGCAGCGUCUGGUCCAGUAACCAAAAAUCUUUCACCUGCUGUAAUGCCCAGUCAUGGAGAUUUGUCCAUGAAGUUUGACCAAUUGCAAUCACUAAACACAGCCAUGCAGUGUCCGCAAUUUGAAAAUUCUAGUGCUCUUUCUUCUUCAGUAAAGUCUAGUCAAUGGCAAGAGGGGUUGCAUGAUGGUCGAUCCUCCACUGCUGCAAACUGCACUCAGAGCCUUCAUAAUGAUGGCUUCCAAACAGCUAAUCUACUAUAUGGGGAUGGCAUAGCACCACCAUAUGUGCCAAUGGUGAAUCCACCUUUGGGAGAGAACCAGUUGCAUGCUGCUGGUCGCAAAUCAACCAACCCAUUUGAUCUUCCUUAUGAUUCUGAACUGGAACGAAGUGAUAUGUUUUUGGAUAUGAGUUCAUUGCAAACUACACUUCCUAAUGGUCAGUUGUCAUCUACCUUUCUCGGUGGUGUGUCGCAACCAUGGUUUCCUCAGAAUCCAGCGACCCCAUAUAUCCCAGGAACAGAAGGUGGCUUAGCAGUAUUCAUGUCUGGUCAAGCACCAAGUUCUCAAUUAUCGAAUGUCUCAACCCAAGGGCCCUUUUCUUCCAUCGGAGGAAAUCCUUUUGCAUUGUAUUCUACAGGCAAAGGUUGCAUUUUUUAGUUCUUUUGCAGUUGGUGAUAGUUUCUUGGUGCCAAAAAUAUAAGCCAAUGUCUCGGUGGAUUAGAAUUAAAUCUACUGAGAAGUCAGACUGUUUUUUCUUUGCAAAUAAGAAUACGUUGCCUUGGACCGAAAAAUUCCUUUUAGUGUUAUAUCUACUCUUGUUUAUACAUUAUGAGUUAUGUUAGAGGCAGUGGUGCAGCAAGGGGAAUGACAGGGGAAAUAGGUUUAUAAGGUUCUUGGGGGUAGAUAUGAUUUGAUUGUAUUAAACUUGUGCUGGUCCAUAGGCUUUCUAAGCGAUUCUUGUUUGUAUAUAUAUAUAUAUAUAUAUAUAUAUAUAUAUAUAUAUAUUUUAUUGUUUUACAUUGUUGCAAAUUUGGGGAGAUGCGUAUAAUGUUGAACUAUUUUUCUCUGGAUCCUUAUAUAUUUUGCCUUACAUUAAUUUCUUUUUCGUUUUGUGUAUUGGACUCUGGAAAGAAUUUAAGUAAUGUAAUUUGUCCUUGAAA
Gossypium arboreum is the source of this 3460-nucleotide messenger RNA. RefSeq names its product probable ADP-ribosylation factor GTPase-activating protein AGD14. The record is from RefSeq and is a predicted model, not a curated record. Lineage: Eukaryota; Viridiplantae; Streptophyta; Magnoliopsida; Malvales; Malvaceae. The coding region runs from base 1023 to 2957 and encodes 644 amino acids. The transcript is spliced from 12 exons. Gene Ontology annotation, molecular function: GTPase activator activity.